This is a messenger RNA of Anopheles funestus (African malaria mosquito), 1157 nucleotides long. Its product is annotated as sugar transporter SWEET1-like. NCBI's taxonomy places the organism in Eukaryota, Metazoa, Arthropoda, Insecta, Diptera, Culicidae. Gene Ontology annotation, cellular component: membrane. The record is from RefSeq and is a predicted model, not a curated record. The transcript is spliced from 3 exons. Gene Ontology annotation, molecular function: sugar transmembrane transporter activity. Bases 187 to 861 code for a protein of 224 amino acids. Gene Ontology annotation, biological process: carbohydrate transport.
UGCGUUUCGUUCGGACAAAACUGUCGCUUAGUAGCUGGGCGGUACCAAACGGAGAAGCAUUGGCGCAGCAUAACGCGCACUGACCUUGAGGGAAGAUUUCUGUUGUGCUGUGCAUAACCGCGUGCGACUGUUUGCGUCUUUUUUGCGCGAGUGAGUGAGUGAAGAGUGUUGCAAAGAUUCACAAAAAUGGAAGCAAUAUCGGAAGCACUACAACCGUACAAGGAACAGGUCGGAAUGGCGGCCGGUAUACUAACGGUGGGACAGAUGUUUAGCGGUUGCUUUGUAUGCAACGACAUCCGGAAGAAAGGCACAACGGACGGGUUUUCGGCAAUGCCAUUCGUCGGUGGUUGUGGACUUACCGUACUCUUCCUUCAGCAUGGAAUGCUGAUGAACGAUUCCGCUAUGACCAAUGCCAAUCUGGUCGGUCUCACGAUCAGUUUAGCGUAUGCACUGUUCUUUUUGCUCUAUACACCGCCCACCGAGCGUACCAGCUUCUGGCGCCAGGUCGGUGGAACGGCACUGUUUACGAUCACAUUGCUUGGUUACGUUAAGAUCGAGAAUCCGUCGGUGGUAGAGGAUCGCUUCGGAAUGAUCAUUACCGUGCUGAUGCUUUGCCUGAUUGGACAGCCGCUACUCGGGUUGCCGGACAUCAUUCGUCGGAAAAGCACCGAAGGGUUGCCGUUCGCCAUGAUCCUGUCCGGUACGAUCGUUGGGCUUAGCUGGCUGCUGUACGGUAUCAUCUUGAACAACGUGUUCGUUGUGUUACAAAAUGUAGCUGCGGUUACGCUUAGCGGUAUUCAACUGGCCCUAUUUGCCAUUUAUCCUUCGAAACCGGCACCACCAACCAAGAAACGGGAAUGAACCAAACGUACAUCUAACAAAAUACUUUAAGGAUAUUGUUAUACGACAAGGAUUUCAAAAACGCAGUUUGCGUGUGGCAUAGUCGCUAAUAAAAUUAGCAACAAAUUACGUGAUUAACUUUAUUGUUAAAAAAGAAGUAAUUUAUGAUGCAUUCAACAACAACAAAAUUGAAGCUUAUAAAUGCAGAAAUUUUGCACUUUCGCAUUAAAAAUUAAGCAAACGUACAACAAUGAUGAUAAACUAUCAGUCAUUACGAUUCCUAAUACAAAUAAAAAUCUUGUUACACAUUACAGUAA